Molecule: messenger RNA, 1250 nt
Organism: Rosa chinensis
Lineage: Eukaryota; Viridiplantae; Streptophyta; Magnoliopsida; Rosales; Rosaceae
Product: endo-1,3;1,4-beta-D-glucanase
Exons: 7
Coding region: 289-1011 (240 amino acids)
Molecular function (GO): hydrolase activity
Source: RefSeq, a predicted model, not a curated record
UGGCCAACUAAGAUUAUGAUUACAGUUCAAACAAAAAAGAACCACGUUUGAAUAGAAAAAGGGUUUCCAACUUUCCAUGUGAAAAUCAUUAGCAUUAGAUAAUUGAACAAAGGCCCCAUCAUCGCAAUCAUUAAUCUUGCAGUUGUUUCAUGAUCCCAUCCAAACCCCUCUCGUCCAUAUAAUAUUGUUAAACUUAUAGUAAUCACCGUGCUCAUUCAUCUCCCAUAAUCAUAAGUUUAUAUUGGUUUGGUCAAAAUUGAGCUCGUGUCACUCUAUCUGUAAUAAGCCAUGUCUGGUCCUCAGUGCUGCGAGAACCCACCGAGCCUUAGCUCAACCUGCGGAGCUGGAUCAGUCACUGAAAUUGGAGGCUUGAAGGCCUAUGUUACUGGCCCUUCUGAUUCCAAGCUUGCCCUUCUCCUGGUUUCUGAUAUCCAUGGAUUUGAAGCACCAAAGUUCAGGGAGCUUGCAGACAAAACUGCUACCGCUUCCGGAUUCCAUGUUGUGGUUCCAGACUUCUUUUAUGGAGAUCCAUUCAAUCCUGACAAAACUGAGAAGCUUGUGUGGCUACAGUCUCAUGGAACAGACAAAGGAUUUGAAGAUGCUAAACUUGUAAUUGGUGCUCUAAGGAACAAAGGGAUUUCCACAAUAGGAGCUGCAGGGUUCUGUUGGGGAGGUAAGGUAGUUGUGGAGCUAUCGAAGUCUGAUUACAUUCAGGCUGCAGUGUUGUUGCACCCUUCUCGUGUCACUGUUGAUGAUAUUAAAGAGGUUAAGGCUCCAAUAGCCAUAUUGGGUGCUGAGUUUGACGAGAUCUCUCCACCUGAACUCCUGAAACAGUUUGAGGAGGUUUUGUCAACGAAGCCUGAGGUGAGUGGCUAUGUGAAAAUAUUUCCUGGUGUUCCGCAUGGAUGGGCAGUGAGGUAUAAAGAUGAGGAUGAGACUGCUGUCAAACUUGCUAAUGAAGCUCAUCAAGAUAUGUUGGAUUGGUUUACUAAGUACAUCUUGUGGUUAUGAGAAUAUGAGAUGCUCACCAUCAUAUGUAUGUUUACAAAUUACUGCUGCAACUUACCGUAGAAUCAGUUCUCAAUAAAGAAUGGUGAGCAGGCAAAGUAUGAAGAAUGUAUGCAUUUUGUAUGCUUCCUGCAAUGUAUUUGGGCAUGAAUUAGGAGAACGGCUUUAGUGCUGUAGCCUCUAGGUGCAUCCAUGCAUCAAUUUUGAAAUAUUGAAGGAAAAAAAAAAUAGAGAUUUCGGUA